AUGAGUAAUUUUAAGGUGUUUAAUUCAUCGAAGUGGGCCAUGUUUGCAACUGGCGAGAACAUUUUAUUCAAAAACAAUUUUAUCGACGGCUGUAUGUUAAACAACAAAAAUUGUCAAAUAGAUGGGUGGUUACCAUGUAUAGGGACUUACGCAAUUUCUCCCGAGUUACCCAUCAUGUCUUCCAACAUCACUUUUACUGACAAUGAAGUGGCAAACUCAUGGGGAGAAGCAAUAGACCUAAUCAUGUGUAGUGGAUGUACAGUAAAAAACAAUUACGUUCAUGAUGUCUUCCCUUUUGCUAUCUACAUGGACAAUUCCCAAAAUUGUGUGAUAGAGAGUAACACAAUAAAAUUCACGAAUUAUUCUAUAUGUUCAAAUUACUCGAAGUAUAUGGCAAUUGUCCUUGGCGAUGAAGUUCGAUCGACUAAAAUGGUUCCCAUGUUAAACAUCACUAUUCGAAACAACUUUGUAUGGGGAGCACAAUUUGGUGUUGGGUAUUGGGGGUGGAACGACAUCGCAUAUUACAGUGAUGUCACUGUCGCAAAUAACAUCUUUUUUAAUAUUUCAAUGUUGGCACUUGGUUUUCAAACUGCAUGUGUUGUGAAGAAUAAGACCAAAAACAACCAAUUUAAGAACAACUUUAUCUAUUCAAAUUACCCCUGGGGGUCAGCAAUUGUCAAUGAAAGUGAAAUAUCGACGUGGAACAUUUCAGAUAAUGUGUAUUAUGGAGGAUCAAAUAAAAUACUUGAAGAUUCAUGGAACGGAACUGAUGGAAUGUCACACUCAGUCCAUUUUAAAAAAGAAGAAAUUGGUUUGGAACAGUUUUGGCAAGGUGGGUUGUAUGGAAAUUGUACUAAUGAAAGUUAUUUUGAUGUUAAUGUAAAACCAUACUGUUUUGUGCCUUAUAAAAAUUCUAUUUUAUAUCACAGCGGUGUUCAUGUAAAAUAUACUGACUUGGAUGGUAAAAUUGAUAAAGAUUACUUUGGAUUCGUUAGAAAUAAAUACAAACCAAGUAUUGGCUUUGCUGAAGGUAAAAUGGAUAGUAGAGCUAACAACAUUACAGUGGUGGUGUUUAUUAUUAUACUUUUUGUGUUAUUUUAA
Messenger RNA from Entamoeba invadens IP1, 1101 nucleotides. RefSeq lists its product as hypothetical. Bases 1 to 1101 code for a protein of 366 amino acids. The record is from RefSeq and is a predicted model, not a curated record. NCBI's taxonomy places the organism in Eukaryota, Evosea, Mastigamoebida, Endamoebidae. The transcript has a single exon.